AUGAUUCUUCUCAAAUUUCCUCUUUUUAUCAAGCAUAUGCAUUCAGCUUUCUCUAUGAAAGAGCUAGAGUCUCUUUUUUACUUUCCUGAAAUUGCUGUUCAUCACAUUGUUUUGGGUCUUUUUCUGUCUCAGUACAAAUAUGCCUCUGAUAUUCUGGCUAAAGCUGGUAUGCUAAACUGUAAAGCCUAUAAUUCUUCUAUGGCCACCAAGUCUAGUUCUUCCUCUGAGACCUCUGUUGCUUUUUCCCAGCCCUCUCUCUAUUGCAGUAUAGUGGGUGCCUUGCAAUACCUUACGCUUACUCAGCCUGACCUCUCUUAUGCUGUUAAUUGUGCUUGCCAGUUCAUGCAUGCUUCCACAGUAACCCAUUUCAAUGUUGUCAAACAACUGCUCCGAUAUCUUCAGGGUACCUUAUCUUAUGGUUUGGUUUUUACUCCUGGUCCAUUGACUCUUCAUGCCUAUUCCGACUCUAAUUGGGCUGGUAGUGUCCUUGAUAGGAAGUACACUACUGGAUAUUGUGUUUUUUUGGGUCCUAACUUGAUCUCUUGGGCUACUAAAAAGCAGUGUACCGUCUCUCGAUCCUCCACUCAGGCAAAGUACUGCACCCUUGCUCAUACUAUUUCUGAAUUGACCUGGCUUCGCAUGCUUCUCCGUGAGAUUCAUGUUCCCUCUAUCUCUCCUCCUCUGUUAUGGUGUGACAAUUUAUCUGCAAUUUCUCUUGCCUCUAACCCGGUGUUCCAUGCUCGCUCUAAGCUUAUUGAUGUCGACUAUCACUUUAUCCGAGAUCAGGUUAUGGCUAAGCAGGUUGUGGUCAAGCAUGUGUCUUCCUCUGAUCAGGUUGCUGACAUCCUCACCAAACCUCUCCCUGAUGCUCGCUUUUCUUUCCUUCAAGACAAGCUUAUGGUUCGUCCCUCACCCAUUUGCUUGAGGGGGCCUGAUGAGAUUCAUACUAAAACAGAUCAAAUCAAACUAAUAGAACACUGUAACAAAGGUGAAGAAGAGGUGUAG
This is a messenger RNA of Camellia sinensis, 1005 nucleotides long. NCBI's taxonomy places the organism in Eukaryota, Viridiplantae, Streptophyta, Magnoliopsida, Ericales, Theaceae. The record is from RefSeq and is a predicted model, not a curated record.